UGGCUGACGGGUGUUAAUAUUUUUGAUUGAAUUUAUCGCUAAAAGUUCUAUUAUUUUUUUGUAUUGCCAUGAAUAUAAUUAUAGUUUGAAUUGUAUCCAAUGCAAACAAAUCAAUUGAAGUUUUAUCAGAGGGAUUGAGUGGGCAUCUUUGGAAGCUUUGUUCAAUUCAGUAAAAUAAUUCCUUGCAGUUCUUAAUAUAAAACACCCAUUUACCACAACAAGCAUGAUGAACAAUCAGUACAAUGCAGCAAAUUUAGCGGCGACUGCAUCGUCACCUCCACAGAAUAACUCAACUGCCAUGUUGAAUCAAUUUUACAAUGCACAACAAUCACAGCAAUUGGCUGCUGCCGCAGCAGGAGGUUUGUAUGUUGAUCCCAGGCAAUUACAAUUAGCUGCCAAUCCUAUGGAGAAAACAUAUUACACAACAGCAAGUGCUGCUUUGGGAGCGCCACAAAGGUUCUAUACCACUGCAUCGGGAGCUCCCAUGGCAACAAAUAAUGGCGGCCAUGCUGCUGCUCAACCCAACACAAUUUUGAUAACGAAUAAUUUUACACAUCAGCAAACGCCAACACAAAGUCCAGAACAGCAACGAGUCUCUUCUCUGAAUGCAGGAAACAUAAGAAUUGUUACAUCAUCAUCCGCAAAUCCUGGCAACUUGUCUGGCCCCACUGGUGGCUAUCAACAAACUCAACACGUUCUCAAUCUAAACAAUGCAAAAUCGCUGCAACACAUAUUUCCUCAACACCUAUUGCAGCAACAGCAAAAUUUUCAGCAUACGCCCGAUUUAAUAGCCCAGCACUUUGCAACACAACAUUACCCAAACUCAUCGCAGAGUACGGUGCCUUCAGCAGCACAAUCUGCCUUGCAAAUGCCGCAAUAUUAUGUGGCUUCCGAAUCGGCUAUGGCCCAAUUGCCUACUAACUCGAAAAUGUUAUCAAAUAUACCAACUAAUACCGUAUCUGCUGGUGGCAGUAAUCCUGCCCCGGCAGCUAUGAACAACAAUAGUCCCUCAACCGUGGUUUUGGAUCGUAUAAAUAUCUGCAUUAACAAUUUAUAUACUGAUACAUCGUCAUCGUCAGCUUCGAAUUCAUUGGCCUCUACUCCAGCCCAGCAGCCUUCACCCAUUAUACCGGCCAUACAACACAAGGCCAUAAUAGAAAAUGGACCUCCGCUUCUCUCAGCUGUCGAUCUUUAUGAGUCCAAUGCGUUGGUUAUCGAUGAACCGGAUUCUACUACCACAGCCACCACGCCUCAUACUCCACCCACGACACCGGAAAAUACUCCACCAUCGGUUACAAGUAGCCAAAAUAUUGCAAACAAUACAAUAAGCACCACCAGCACUAUAAGUAGUCCUAGCACCUCUUCUUCGACGGCACACUGUCAAGAAGUGGCCAUUUCCAAUGCAAUAUCAACAACAAAACAACAUUUUGCGGCAGUAGCACAAAAAAUAGAGAAGGCCGCGCAGCAGGAAGAGCCUUCCAAUGCUUGCUCAGCAACCGCACAUUCCUCACAUACACCCUCACAAAUGGCUAACUCGAAUUCUAUGUCUGCUACCACACCUUUAACACCACCUACACCACCUUCACCACAGGUUACCAACUCCAAACAGAUUGAUGUAAAUUCCACAGAUUCGACAUCGCCCGUUACAUCGGCCCCCUCACCACCUUAUGUGGCGCCACCCCUUUUUAGCAGUGGUGAGGAUGUUUUUAUAAAGCGUCAAGAUGGUCGCUUCUAUUUGGGCACUGUCAUGGAUACUGCUCGCAAUCAGUUUCUGGUACGUUUCGAUGAUAAAACCGAGCAAUGGUGUAACGCCGAUGAAAUGCGUAAGCUGGGAGGCUCAACCAGUUCUGCCACAGCCACCGAAGAUAAAACACCGGAACAACCUAUGUGUGUGGCUUGCAAACAACAACAUCCUGACUCACAGGUUGAGAUUUGCGAAAGAUGUGGCCGUGGAUACCAUCGCAAGUGCACUCGCGAAACGUCAAAGGACAGUGGAGUAUGGUUUUGUAAACGUUGCGAUAAGCCCAUGAAAUUGAAUGACCACUCGGACGAUGAGGAAGAUGAAGAUAUGGAAAUAGAGCCAUGCCGUCAAUUAUCAUAUGACCCUUGCUCUUUGAACUGGGACAAUAAACAUCGUGUUAAUGAAGAACAAAUGUAUUGCUAUUGUGGAAAAUCUGGAAAAUUUGAUCUUAAUAUGCUUCAGUGCUGCCGUUGUCUGAACUGGUACCACACUGAUUGCACACAGAAAUUCAAGGGGAAUUUAUUGCGAGGAGAUAUAUUCUUUGUUUUCGCCUGCAGCGUGUGCAAUGAUGGAGAAGAAUACCUAAGACGUUUGCAGCCAAGUUGGGUGGAUUUGAUCCAUUUGAUAAUGUACAAUGUGUCAACGCUGAAGAAACGUCAAAAUCACAAAUAUCAUCAUUUGUUAAAGGACAUAUAUCCAUUCGCUUUGGAAAAACGAAAAAUAUUACCAAUGCCAAAAGAGUGGAUGAUCAUGCCAGAAAACGAAUUUUUGGAUCAAAUAAAAACAACACUCAAAGAAAAUGCAGAACGUUUCGUUUGCGGUAAAGAAAUAAAGAGAGAUCACUACUUCUUUGCCUUAAGAACAAAUGGACCGCCCUACUCAAAACAAAUGUCCAUUAAUGAGCAUCAAUUAUUAAAUGAUGAUUUCAUCAUUAAUAACCUAAAGUUAAAACUUUUAGCAGGUGCUUCAGAAAAUGCGGACAUUCAGUUAACAACGUCAGCAACAGAGUUUUCUCUUACUGAAAAAGAGGAAGAAAAUAUAGCCGAGGCAGUUUCUCAGGGGACUGAGAUGACAACUGCUAGUGGUAAUUUGGCAUCACGUGAUAUUUAUGCAUUUGACGAUACUUCAGAUGAUGAAAUUCCUAUUAAACUUAUGCUGGACAAAGCUAAAAAGAAAAACAAAAGCAAUGAGAAUUUAGAUCAGUUAGAUCACUUAGCCACAAAUAACAACGCUACCAAUAAAGUCAUAAGUUUGGAAAAAUUAGAUGCUGAAGAUGACAAUGCAAAUGAUGUGCUUAUAACAACGUCCUCACUGCCACACGAGCAUAGCCCAACUGCUAGUAUUAGUCUAACUCCAACUAAAAUUGAAAAGCAGACAAGCCCGAAGGCCUCAUCCGAAACUAAUAGCAAUGACGAAAAUAUUGUCUUAGCAGAAAAGAAUGUGUCGGCCGUACAUAGUCCCACUGCCGCAAGCAACAGUUGCGUUAGCAAUAAACCACACGCUUCGGAGAAAAGUUCGCGAAAACGCAAGGCAUUCACUUUAACCAAAAGCUAUGAUAAACAACGUCUAAUAGAUUCAUCAUCCGAUGAAAAUUCGAGUAGCAGCUCUCGCUGUACAUCAUUGGAUUUAAUUAUACCACCACCAAAAAACUUUUUGGGGCAAAAUAAUCCAUUCCGCAUGAUUACGCCUAAGAAGAAAAACACCGCAGAGACAUCACCGACGACGACGGUGUCGUUGAGUGGCGGCAAAAAGACUGUUAGUUUUGGAAUUUUCAAUGCAAACGGAUUGAAUUUUAGUUCAAAACUAGCAGCACUGAAAAGUGCUGGUCUAUUUCCCAAAUUGAGUUCAAGUAAUUUGGCCAAAGCUGCAGGUCAGCCUAGGACUGUACGAACUAUCAAGAGAAGACUGAGUGCCCGAGAUAUAACCAUCGGCCCAAAUCAGGAAGUACGCAGACGUCGCAUACGACGAUUAUCAGCUAAUGUUGAGGUUAUUAGUACAACUACAAUAAAUCCCAUUCCAACCAACUAUUUUCCCAUACAUGCCAAAGAUCUAUUAGCAGCUGCAGCGGCAUCCACCACUACAGCAGCUUCUCUCUUCAGUACACAAACAAAACCAACAUUUUCCUCAUCGACAUCAACAACAUCAUCAUCGUCAACUACUUUGAAUACGGUAACAUCAAACGCUAUCAAUAUUGCACCAACUUUCAACUCCUCAUCAGCAAAACCCGAAAAUUCCUCCAAUACUGAAGCAGCAACAGGAAUUGGUGCUGCAGCGGCAGCUGCUGCUACAUCGUUAGAUACAAAGCCAGUAAUUCCACCACAUGGCCGAAGAUUGCGACAACGGCCUCCCAAAAGUUCACCCAAUACAAGUCGCCGCAAUUCCGUAUCAUCCAAUCAAUCAUCUACAUCAUCCUCAACAGCAGCCUCAACGUCACAACAAACACACAACGCACAGCAAUCUCAUGAAGAUUUAAAACAAACAGUUAACAAAUAUUUUGGUAUUAUAAAUCGUAUCGAAUCAGGAGAACAAUUCUCCAUACGUGCCAAACGCCAAUUACCCAACGGACAAAUGCAGUAUUUAAUAGAAUGGGGCGAACCCCAACAACAGCAACAACAUCUAGCUCAAUUACAGCCAGUAGCACUACAAACUCCAAGUGGGGAAACGUCAACAACCGAUAAUACCAUAGAAGUAAAUACACAACAUAUAGCGAUGGAGUUAGCAACCAAGAUGGAAUGUGUGGAGAAUAAAACGAUCGUAGAAUGUUAAAAUUUUCAAAAGUACAACAUCGAAAGAGAGAUAGAGAGAGAAUUACUGUCGUUUCUCACAUUCACACUCUAAGAAGUUAAAGAGCAGUAAACGAAGAGGUUGUGUGUAAGUUUAGUUAAACUUAAAAUUUGGCUUUAAGUAUCCGAAGGCUGGGGUGAGUUGUUAUUCUGGACUUUUAAAUUAUAAUUUCAACUGUUUCGCUACCGCUACAUAACGGAUAGACCAUUGUUAAAGACUUUACUUUUCUAAAAUAACUAUAAUAAGCUUUCGUUUUUUUUUAUUAUUUUAUUCAAUUUGUCGAAAAUACUUUUGAAUUUUUUUAGAGUAAUUUUAAAUAUAUGUAUGUGAAAAUGUAUGUGCAAGUGGACACAAUUUUAUUCCUAAUAAAAAAGAAAUAAAUUAUU
Messenger RNA from Stomoxys calcitrans (stable fly), 4911 nucleotides. RefSeq names its product polycomb protein Pcl (gene Pcl). The transcript has 6 exons. The record is from RefSeq and is a predicted model, not a curated record. Lineage: Eukaryota; Metazoa; Arthropoda; Insecta; Diptera; Muscidae. Bases 224 to 4507 code for a protein of 1427 amino acids.